This is a messenger RNA of Batrachochytrium dendrobatidis JAM81, 716 nucleotides long. RefSeq lists its product as uncharacterized. The record is from RefSeq and is a predicted model, not a curated record. Bases 180 to 608 code for a protein of 142 amino acids. The transcript is spliced from 2 exons. Lineage: Eukaryota; Fungi; Chytridiomycota; Chytridiomycetes; Rhizophydiales.
ACAUCCCGGCAAUUGAAACGCAUGCGUGUAUUCAAGAUAAUGCGGCACGUAUAUACCAGCACAUUUCUGAUACUGUUCAUGAAUCAUUUUCUCUCGAUUCUAGUCUUCCACUGGCUCAAAUCCUUUUGCAAUUUGCCACAGCUGCAUUUUCUCCCUUUGUGGCAGUACUGGAGUCCAAGAUGGUUCCAUAUUUACCCGUCAAUGCUCAUAAAAAUGUAGAAGAAUUUGUGUUUAAAAGCAAACAAUUAAUGCAUUCUCGGAUAGAAAGCAUGGAUCUUUCUCGACUGUUUGCUCUGGAUUCUUUGGUGCCUGUAAAAACUAUAUCCCAUCCGCUUGAGCCCGUUCUUUCGACAGCAGUUUCAUCUGAAUCUACUUUGAGUACUAUACCGUUGGCGAAUGCUGAUCUAGACGCAUCAACCACUCCAUAUCAUGGCACAAGAAAGCGUGUAGACUCUACAUCUCCCACCUCGCCUGCUCGAAAAUUGUUCAAAAAUGAUAUUUCUGAUAGUCAAACCCCAAACAUGACACAGUCAAGAGCUGCAGCUUUAGAAUUGGAACGGGUCAUGGAGGCUGCAAAACUCAUCUUGAUGGCACCGCAAAGCCCGUAAACUUUUUUCUAGAUAUUCUGGCAUUUUAUCCUAGUAAGCCUUGUUGGGUUUUUGAAUACAAUAAAUAUAAGCUUAAAGAUUUUGCAUCUUUUUGCAUGCAAUAAGCAU